GAGCCGCGGAGCUCACAGAACUGUGCUGUGGUGAAGCUGCCGGGACUUGUUAAGUUCCAGGAAGAAGUCUGCAAACCGCAAGUUCUACAUUAAUUAAGUAGGCUAUGGCAUAACAGAACAAUAACAGCCAAUAGUAAGCUACAGUAGUCUACAUGAAAACGAUUGUGAUCCAAAAGGUAUUUCCUGCAUGGAGUUUGUCGCGAGGGAAGCAGGUGUAUGUUUUCUCAUGAUCUGAGCACAAGCAAGCCAUCUACAAUCUGCAAGUUCUACCAGAAAGGCUUGUGCGCCUAUGGUGAUCGCUGCCGGUAUGACCACAUUAAGCCGUCAGCUGGGCGGGGUGCAGGUGUGCCGGUGGAGCAUUCUAUCCGGGACAGCGCGGCCCCUGCUGCUGCCACAGGAAACUGCCCCCCAGCCGGCUCGGGCCGGAGAGGCAAGAAGCCCCUGGUCCUGAGAGACAGAGCCCUGGGAGGCGCUUGUGAGGGACGCUCUCUGCCGUACACUGGAGAGGGAGCGGAGCUCCAGGAGCCAGAGUGCUGGGAGUACAGGGACGAGGCCUCUCAGGCCAAGCCUCACUCCUACCUGGAUGCCAUCAGGACCGGCCUGGAGAGCUCUGCGGCCGGGCCCUCCUUCCCCAGCGGGCCCCAGCUCUGUCCCUACGCUGCUGCAGGCCAGUGUCACUACGGCAACAGCUGCUCUUAUCUCCACGGAGACAUGUGUGAGAUCUGCAGGCUGCAGGUGCUGCACCCUCAUGACCCAGAGCAGAGGAGAGCACACGAGAAGAUGUGCAUGAUGGCGUUCGAGGUGGACAUGGAGAAGGCGUUCGCGGCGCAGCACAGCCAGGACAAGGUGUGCAGCAUCUGCAUGGAGGUGGUGUACGAGAAGGCCGUGCCCUCCGAGCGCCGCUUCGGCAUCCUGUCCAGCUGCUGCCACACCUACUGCCUCAGCUGCAUCCGCCAGUGGCGCUGCGCCAAGCAGUUCGACAACAAGAUCAUCAAGUCGUGCCCGGAGUGUCGCGUGGUCUCGGAGUUUGUCAUCCCCAGUGUGUACUGGGUGGAGGACCAGCAGGAGAAGAAUCGGCUCAUUGAGGAAUUCAAAACUGGAGUCAGUAAGAAGGCCUGUAAGUACUUUGAUCAGGGGAGAGGGACCUGUCCGUUUGGAGGGAAGUGCUUCUACAUGCACGCCUACCCUGACGGCACGCGGGCCGAGCCAGACAAACCACGCAAGCAGCUGAGCUCCGAGGGCAACGUGCGGUUCCUGAACUCUGUGCGGCUGUGGGACUUCAUCGAGGAGCGGGAGCACCGCGGGGGGCCACAGUACGAGGACGAGGUCAGCGAGCUGGGGGAGCUCUUCAUGCAGCUGUCCGGGGCCGGGGCCGGGGCCGCAGACGAGAGGGGGGUCCCUGCCUCCUACUGAAGGGCCGGGGCCACAGACACAUAUCAAACGGCCGACAACCUCGGGCAAUAAAACUCAGCUCUGCUCAGCUUUUCAUCUCAUGGGUCAUUCUUCCCCCUCCCCUUUGCUGGAAAGAGAAAUAGUACUGCUAUAUAUACAUUGUUUUUAUAUAUACAUGUAUGAGUUCUUGCUAGUGAUAAAGCUGCUGUUUUCCUGAUCCGCUUUAGAUGACAUCUGCCAGACUAAAAAAGGUUUUUAAUGAAUUGAGGUCCUGCAGGCCCGUGUUUCCCAACCGGUCUGACAGAGCACAUCAGGUGAGCGAAGGAGUGCUGUGUGAAGCUUUCAAAAAAUAAUUCACAAACAAAUCCCAGUGUUUCCCAUUAAUUAACUCAGUUGUGGCAGCCUGCCAGUUCUCCAUGUGCUUUUCACAGUCUCUUGCUAGAAGUACACACGAGAUGAGAGCGGGGCUGAUUUUGAGAAGGCAGUUAGACUUGAUCUAUUCUCUGGCUACAUCAUCUUGAAUGUGGUUACAAUUCUUCAUGGAUGUAGCCACUUUCUUUCCUACCAAAGUGAACCAGAUUGAUGCAUUUGAUGGCAAAAUUUGACAAAAUUCAAGGUCCCUUUACCACAGUUUCCAAAGAUCCUGUGGGAAGCACACUCAUUCACAAAAGCCAAAAUAAAUGCUACUAAAAUGCAUUUUUGCUGAAUUCAACCCCAAAAGAACAUUCAGGCGUACUGUUCACGUGUCGCAUCAAUGUAUGACUCACUUUUGAGAGUGGUAUGCUGUGAGAUUCUGUGAAAAGGAAAGAAAAAGGUCAUGCAAGGUUGACUCGUACGAAAACGGUCAAUGCACCCAAAAGAAUUUUAAAAACACAACUUACCAGAGUUCAUUUCCCUGACAUUUGCCACAUGGCAGUGUUUGUAAGGAAAAAAAGUUACAUUUGUUGUAACGACUGUAGUUUCCAAUGUGUGAACUGAAAUGUAAGGUAUAAAUGUUUAUACGAAUGCACACAUUUUUUUGGAGAUUGUGUCAAAGUGAAUAUCAAUAGUAUGAAAUGCAGUGUUGAACUUUGUAGUCUCAUUCUUUUCAUGAGUGAAGAACUUUAAGUAUGGCAUAAUGAAUAACAGUAGUAUGACUACACUACUAUACAAACAUCGUGUACUGUGGACACAACGGUUAUAUUGAAGACCAAAAUAAAUACAUGACAAAAAUGUCCCGUGUUUGAUUGCAUAAUCCAAGUGUUUCCAGUGUUGCAUCCAAGAAUAAACUAUUCACAUGGUAUGCUUGGCCUGAAAUUA
Messenger RNA from Conger conger (European conger), 2691 nucleotides. It is a transcript of the gene mkrn2, whose product is annotated as makorin, ring finger protein, 2. Gene Ontology annotation, biological process: protein polyubiquitination. Lineage: Eukaryota; Metazoa; Chordata; Actinopteri; Anguilliformes; Congridae. The transcript is spliced from 8 exons. The record is from RefSeq and is a predicted model, not a curated record. Gene Ontology annotation, molecular function: ubiquitin protein ligase activity; metal ion binding. Bases 217 to 1413 code for a protein of 398 amino acids.